AUGCCGAUUAUUGGCGGUAAAUGCGACAUCAACGCGCCGGAAGUGCCCAUCGGCGGCAAGCAGACACUGUUCUUUCUCAAAUGCGAGCAAAGCCUGCAAUCUGAAAGUGGCAAAGGAGUAUGGGUGGUGAAAAGUCGAAGCGCCUCUCCGGCUACAACUUCAGCAGUUUUACUGACUUCUACAGCACCAGCCACCCUCACUUCCGUUGAAAACCCAGUUGUCCAGCCGCAUUCGCAGCAGCAGUUUUCUAAAUCGGACAGCACUAUAUGCGUGCAAGAUAAAAGUGCUCGUGAGGAUAAUUCUUGUGUGGCGUCGCAUCUCUGCUUACAGCAAGAUCAGCAACAACCCUCGCACUACUUACAGUGCAAUCAAAGUAGCAGCCGCUGGAUGAAGAAGUCGUGUCUGGAAGGACAAGCAUUCAGCUUCGAGCAUCAAACCUGUAUCGUUCCUAGUUCAAAUCCAGUUAAGCAAAGUCGUCUCGGGACUCGAACUGGAGGAACAAAAGCUGUUGCCUGUAAUGGGCACCCGCGGUGCAUCGAUGGUUACUGCGGCAACAUGAUGAGGUGUUUCAGCGGUUGCUGCACGCUCAUCUCCUGUCCAUACGACUUGCCACCUCUGCUUUUUGCGCACUGCUCUCAACAUCGGCAUUGUCCACAACAGAUGUUUUGCUUCGGAGGUUUUUGUUGUCCGUAUGCUGAGUCAGAUGGACUACGACAUGAGACUCAUAAUUAUGAUGAACAAAAGGCGGCUGCAUUGAAGAGUGAAGCAGGUGGUGUACCAGCAGUAAACGAUGAUUUGAACAAAGGGCAAAACAUGGAGAUUUCGCGAACUUCAGCGUCCACUGAGGCAGAUGUGAAGCUCAACAAAGAUUCGAAUGCAUAUAAUUGGCCAGUUCUAGGAGGGUGGCCUGAUUUCAUGCUGCCUUAUCAGGAUAUUCACACUUCCAACACUACCGGAACUUCACUUGGCUCUGAGAUCUCUCCGAAUAUUACAUUGCUCAGUGAAGCUUUUGCAAAACCAGAUUAUAACGCAUCAGCUUUGUCAGAUUCAGCAAACUGCUCAAACUUAUCGCCCCAUAGUUCGCCGAAGAGCGUUAUCAUCCCCGAUGAAAUCGACGUCCAUUCGCUCAAAAAAUGGACAAACAGUAGUGAUGCGAUUGUAUCAGUCGUGCAGGACGAAGAGUGUCCAUCGGCGGCUGAGAGUAGUGGACAGGAGCACUGUUCAACAAACAUAACGGGGAUCAGUGCGGGUGAAAGAAACGCAACAAACAAAAGUGACGUACGGGAGACGCUGAGCCGAAAUGCACACAGUGAUCAGGAAAACGAGAUCCUGAACUGGUUGCACGUCUUCGACAAGUUAUUACCUAGCUUGCACUGUAAUCGCACGGAGUUCGAUGCUACUUUAGACACAAGGUUUCAAAAUGAGCCAGCUAAAAUGCGAGGGGAGGAGCAAAAGAAUGGAACUGGACAAAUUAGUGAUGCAGUAAAGGAGUUACCUAAAUCGUACAAAGGGAAGAUACCAUAUCGAGCACAUGUGAACAAUAGCAGAAGGUCAAAUUAUAGCACAGAGAUGGGAAAUGAGUCUCGAACUAAUAUGCACUUUAUGCCGAAUGCUACUUCCACAGCACCAGCCAUUAAUCGGUCCAGCAUCGCGGGAAGUGGAAGUACUAAGGUUACGACGCGGCCUGCCGAUAAUAAUCGAGAACAGAAAAGAGUAUUACAACAGUUCACGACACAUCCCAGCACCAGCACGAGUUCUAGUUCCAGUUCAGCGAAUUACAAGAAGAAUGAAGCCCUAAUCAGACAGAUCCCGAUAUCCAACAUUUCAAUUUCAAUACCUGCGGCCGACCCUUCGUCGAAUGGAAAAUUUGACAUCAAAAGCAACAGCCAGUUGAAGGCUUUCGCCGGCCACAUAAAUUUCAUUCACGACGGCAAUUCGCUUGCAGGCGAAAGCGUAGCGGACGAGGAGGCUGUAAUAUCUGGAAAUGAGAUCGCCCGUGACUGUAUGAAAGACACAAACUGUACUCAGCUUGGCUUCUGCCCGGAUGCAUAUACGUGCAUGAAGAACGGAGAAUGCUGUAUGCCCAGUAUCACAUGCCCUGACGAUGCACCGCCAACUAGUGAAUGCUUCCAUGAAGGCUGUAUCAGCUCACAGGAAAUAUGUCUGAAAACUGUCGACGAUCUACUGUUUUGUUGCCGAAAUUACAUGAACUUCGAGCAGUUGAUGCUGGAUUUUCACAACAGACAUGAUACAUAA
Messenger RNA from Gongylonema pulchrum, 2256 nucleotides. Lineage: Eukaryota; Metazoa; Nematoda; Chromadorea; Rhabditida; Gongylonematidae. The record is from the annotation of a GenBank genome assembly.